AUGGUGGCGUGUGCUGCUGUGGCCACUCAUCCUCCAAUUUCGCUGGCAGUGCCCAUGACAUCUUGUGCACUGACCGUUGAGCAGCUCAAGCAACAUCUCCUCGCCGCCAUCGAAAAUGGGAAGAGUGAGGUUGCAUGUGAUGUUCUGUCGGAGCUUGAGAAGUCCAACAUCACAAAGGAAAUUCUUGAGACUCGAUCAGCAUCGAGUACCACGUCUUCUGCCAAUGGAACACCGAACAUGGUGUCACCUAGUAUUGCUAAAUUAUCACGUAGAGUUACUCCGUGUACACCGGUGAAUAGACGUAUCACAUCUACAGGUCUUGCAGGAAGCGCUGCUAGUAGCGCAACGGUCUCUCCUGCAAAUGGAAGUUAUGCUCCUAAGGAGCUCACGUCCCCUAGUAAUGGAGUGUUACAUAAAUCGCAGUCUGUAGGCUCCGACCUAGUGCACCGCGGAGACGACCCACGGAACGGGAAAAGGAAACUUGAGGAUGGCGGCUUAAGUGUAGCGAGUGCACCAUCGUCUGGAAUGAAGCGUACCAAAACUGCAAUUGGUUCGCUGGCUUCCCCGGUCACUCCCACGGUUUCGGUACUAGCUGCACGAAAGGCAGUUCAAAGUACAAAAGACUUGGUAGCUGAACUUAGUCAAAAUCUUCCGGAACAUAUGAGUAUUGACUCAUCAAUCCGUGAACAUGAAGAACGGGUAAAACGCGAGCAGCAAGAUGAAGAGUAUGCCAUGCAGCUGUAUGGUGGAGCGUCAACGAGCACUCCGUAUUCGCAGCCUGAAAGGAAAAAACGGAAAUAUGAACGUAAAAUGAAACCGCAGGAUUCGCCGGCAGAGUCUACUCCGGUCUCUUCCGUUUCUGGUCGUUUUAUCCUUCGUUUGCCGCGCGUUGCUCCUAUCAAGGAAGAAUUAGAAGAUGAAUCGGAGCAGACGUCGCGACCAUUGUCCUCAACGACAUCCUCGCGUCCUGACAGUGCUGUAGCCGGUCCAUCUAGUGUUGCUGAAAAUCGAGGGAAAGUAGAUUGGCUGGCAAUGCUGCCGUCUCUAGAAGAGUUACGUAGAAAGGCAGAUGAAAUGAAGGCUUUACGUGAGCAAUCGAAAAAAGCGCCUCAUCAUCCGACGAAGGCAUACCUUAUACACGUGAAAGAUCGUGAUAUUCUUGCUCUCCCAUAUUUGGAUGUUCCAACUGUGCCCGACUUUAUUCAAUACAGGUAUCCUAACCCUGCGCAAUAUUAUGCAGAGGAAAAUUUUAUUUAUGGCGCUCCACGUGAGACAUGA
Messenger RNA from Haemonchus placei, 1278 nucleotides. NCBI's taxonomy places the organism in Eukaryota, Metazoa, Nematoda, Chromadorea, Rhabditida, Trichostrongylidae. The record is from the annotation of a GenBank genome assembly.